Messenger RNA from Manihot esculenta (cassava), 1092 nucleotides. RefSeq names its product metallothionein-like protein type 2. Gene Ontology annotation, molecular function: metal ion binding. The record is from RefSeq and is a predicted model, not a curated record. The transcript has 2 exons. NCBI's taxonomy places the organism in Eukaryota, Viridiplantae, Streptophyta, Magnoliopsida, Malpighiales, Euphorbiaceae. Bases 496 to 744 code for a protein of 82 amino acids.
CGAAGUGGUUGAUAAAAAUUAACGGAGAGAAAGAAAAAUGAAAUCAAAGUUAUAUUGAGCUUUAAUUAUUUUUAGAAUACCCUUUGCAUGGUAAUUAUAAAGAAAGAAGAACUUAAAAGAAUAAUUUGAGAAAUAAAUAUUUAUUUGAAGAAAUGAAAGACACAGAAUAUUCAAAAAGAAAUAUAUUUAUUUUAAAAAUAAAGAAGUGAGAGAGAGAAUUAUUUAGAAAGAAAUUUAUAUUUAAGGCAAAAACUAAAAAGAAAAAUGAGGGGGAGAGUAAGUCAAGAGAAGGAGGCAGAAAUCGAUGGGACGAGACGACGGAUAUGUGAAAAGAAUACUGACACGUGGACAAUUGAUGUCACCAUGCUCUUCACUCAACUGCUGAUAAAAAGGAGUGACCGUUACGUUCCACCUAUCUAAUUGUUUCAGAAAUCACAAGAAAAUUAAACUCAAACUUUUGCUGAAAAGAAAGAUCUCAAUCUCUACUAACUAGAAAUGUCUUGCUGUGGAGGAAACUGUGGUUGUGGCUCCGACUGUAAAUGCGGCAAUGGUUGCGGAGGCUGCAAGAUGUAUCCUGACAUGAGCUUCUCUGAGAAAACCAAUACGGAGACGCUAGUUCUCGGUGUGGCACCGGCGAAGGCACUACACUUCGAGGGAGAUGAGAUGAGCAGCGGAUCUGAGAACGGAGGUUGCAAUUGCAAAUGCGGUGAGAACUGCACCUGCAACCCUUGCAAUUGUAAAUAAGGAGGUCGGAGGAAAAUACGAUAUCAUUUUUGAAAAGAAAAGCGGACAUAAAGAAAUAAUAUAAUCUAUGCAGCUAAGCUAAGGGUACGUUUGGCUUCCUGUCUUUUUAAGCUUCAAUAAAAUAGCCGUGGUUGAAGCUUAUGCAGAUUUGUCUUAGGAGUUUGCAAAAGCCAUGGCUGUUUCUUGCUGGAGUUUGCAUGCAGUUGUGUAUUUUACGUGGUUUUUCGUUAUGCAGGGCAAAAUGAGCUAUGUGGCUAUCACUAAAAAAAUAAAUAAUUCAUUUUGAUAUUAUGUUUGCAAAUGAAAUAUUGUCAAAACUAAUGAAUUUUACAAUUUUUGGGAUGAUAA